AUGGCCGGAAAUGAAUGGCUAAACGGGUAUUUGGAGGCGAUAUUGGAUGCGGGAAGUGGGAGAAAUAGUGAUGGCUCGAGAGAGGAAGAGAAGAUCAAGAAUAACAAAUCCACGAGUCCUAGUUUGAGGAAGAGGUUUGAUGAGAAGUUGACGUUUGAGAAGUUUGAAGCUCGGAAAGAGAAGGAAGCUGGGAAGCUGUUUAGUCCCACCAAGUACUUUGUAGAAGAAGUCGUGAACAGCUUUGAUGAGUCUGACCUCUACAGGACUUGGAUCAAGGUCGUGGCGACAAGGAAUUCUCGCGAACGCAACAACAGGCUCGAGAAUAUGUGCUGGCGAAUUUGGCAUCUUGCCCGCAAAAAGAAACAGAUAGCUUGGGAUGAUGCACAGAAACUAGUAAAACGUAGACUCGAGCGUGAAAAAGGUCGAAGUGAUGCAGCUGAUGACCUCUCAGAAAUUUCCGAAGGUGAGAAGGAGAAAGGCGAUUUAGCUCAAACAGAUUUCCCUACUCGCAUUUCAAGGAUCAACUCUGAUACUCAGAUAUGGUCAGAGGAAGAUAAAUCACGACAACUGUACAUCGUAUUGAUUAGUCUGCAUGGGUUGGUGCGUGGAGAAAACAUGGAACUUGGCCGAGAUUCUGACACUGGCGGUCAGGUGAAAUAUGUCGUGGAACUUGCCCGAGCACUUGCAAAUACAAAAGGAAUAUAUCGAGUAGAUCUCCUGACUCGACAAAUCACAUCCCCAGAAGUUGACUCCAGCUACGGAGAGCCAAUUGAGAUGCUAUCAUGCCCGUCUGAUGGUUUUGGUAGCUGUGGUGCCUACAUAGUCCGAAUCCCCUGUGGACCUCGUGAAAAAUACAUUCUAAAAGAAUCACUCUGGCCUUACAUACCUGAAUUUGUAGACGGAGCAUUGGGCCACAUUGUCAACAUGGCAAGAGCUAUUGGCGACCAGGUAAAUGCUGGAAAACCAACAUGGCCUUAUGUGAUCCACGGCCACUAUGCCGAUGCAGGAGAGGUAGCUGCACGAUUGUCUGGAGCUUUGAAUGUGCCGAUGGUAUUAACAGGUCAUUCUUUGGGUAGGAACAAGUUUGAACAAUUACUCAAGCAAGGAAGACUCUCCAGGGAGGACAUUAAUACCACCUACAAGAUCAUGAGGAGAAUUGAAGCUGAAGAGUUGGGGCUGGAUGCUGCAGAUAUGGUGGUGACUAGCACAAGACAAGAAAUUGAAGAGCAGUGGGGUUUGUAUGAUGGGUUUGACAUCCAGUUGGAGAGGAAACUAAGGGUUCGUAGACGUAGAGGAGUUAGCUGUCUGGGACGAUAUAUGCCGAGAAUGGUGGUAAUACCACCAGGCAUGGAUUUCAGCAGUGUUACGACUCCAGAUUCAUUAGACAGUGAUGGAGAUCUGAAUUCAUUGAUUGGACCUGACAGAACUCAGAAAAAACCUAUGCCUCCUAUUUGGUCUGAGGUAAUGCGGUUUUUUACAAACCCUCACAAGCCCAUGAUACUUGCAUUGUCUCGUCCAGAUCCCAAGAAAAAUGUUACCACCUUAGUCAAGGCUUUUGGAGAAUGUCAGCCCCUACGGGAACUAGCCAAUUUGACACUUAUACUGGGGAACAGAGAAGAUCUUGAUGAAAUGUCCAACAGCAGCUCAGUUGUCCUAACAGCAGUACUUAAGCUCAUCGAUAAGUAUGAUUUGUAUGGUCACGUGGCAUAUCCAAAGCAUCACAAGCAACCAGAAGUUCCUCAGAUAUAUAGUCUGGCAGCAAAAACAAAGGGAGUAUUCAUCAAUCCAGCUCUUGUGGAACCAUUCGGUCUGACUCUUAUUGAGGCAGCAGCUUAUGGUUUACCUGUUGUUGCCACAAAAAAUGGUGGGCCUGUAGAUAUUCUCAAGGCACUUAACAAUGGCCUACUUAUCGACCCCCAUGACCAGAAAGCAAUAGCAGAUGCUCUUCUGAAGCUUGUAGCAGACAAGAACCUCUGGCUUGAAUGCCGGAAAAGUGGACUAAAGAAUAUCCAUCGCUUCUCAUGGCCAGAGCACUGCCGUAAUUACCUUUUCUAUGUUGAGCACUGUCGCAGUCGUCAUCCUACCAAUCGUCUUGAGGUUGUGCCAGCAACUGAAGAACCUAUGAGUGAAUCUCUAAGGGGUGUUGAAGAUCUUUCUUUGAAAUUCUCUGUUGAUGGAGAACUCAGGGUAAAUGGAGAACUUGAUGCAGCAGCAAGACAGCAGGAUCUUAUUGAAACACUAACACGAAAGGCUACUUCAAAUGGCAAACCCAUCAUAAACUACUGUCCAGGGAGAAGAGAAGGGCUUUAUGUUGUAGCGACUGAUUGUUACAACAACGUGGGAAUUGCUACAGAAACCUUACCUCUAGUAAUCAAGAAUCUAAUGCAAGUUAUGCAUCCAAGAUCAAGCCAGAUAGGUUUCGUACUCUUGACAGGCUUAAAUUUAUCGGAGAUGAUAGAAGCAUUUAAAAGUUCCCAGAUAAGGUUAGAAGAUUUUGAUGCACUGGUCUGUAGCAGUGGUAGUGAAAUUUAUUACCCAUGGAGAGAUAUGUUGGCAGAUGAAGACUAUGAAGCUCACAUCGACUACAGGUGGCCUGGUGAGCAUGUGAAAUCUAUCGUGAUGAGGCUUGCCAAGCUAGAAAAUGGAACUGACAAUGACAUUGAACCAUGCAAAAGUGCAUGCAACCCCCGAUGCUACUCAUAUACAGUUAGACCAGGAUCAGAGACUAGGAAAAUUGAUGAAAUACGGCAGAGGUUGCGCAUGAGAGGCUUUCGCUGCAACCUCGUUUAUACACAUGCAGCAGCCAGGUUAAUUGUGCUACCACUUUUUGCAUCAAGAACUCAUGCACUGAGGUACCUAUCAGUUAGGUGGGGCAUUGAUAUGUCAAAAAUGUUUGUGUUUCUUGGGGAAAGAGGGGACACAGAUUAUGAGGAUCUGCUUGUAGGCCUCCACAAGACUGUGAUCCUGAAAGGUUCAGUGGAGUAUGGCAGUGAGAUGCUUCUACAGACCGAAGAUAGUUUCAGAAGGGAUGAUGCAGUGCCCCAGGAGAGCGCCAACAUAUUCAGAGCAGAGGGAUAUGAAAUCCCUGAUAUCUCCAAAGCUCUGGAGACAUUGAAAUGACUUCAAAAUUGAACAUUUUCUAAGUUUUAUUACUUUAACCUUUUAUUUUUUAGGGGUUGGGGGUUUGGGGGUUUGCCAUGGCUAGUUUAUGUCUGUGGCAAUACUUUGUUAGAUAAACAAAUAACACGUGUAGUUUGUCGUAUAAGAAAGCUGUAUCUCAUCAUCAAAUCAAGCACUUCAUAUGCUUAAUGAAUCCAUUGAGUACCCUUACACGUAA
This is a messenger RNA of Coffea arabica (coffee), 3337 nucleotides long. Its product is annotated as sucrose-phosphate synthase 4. Lineage: Eukaryota; Viridiplantae; Streptophyta; Magnoliopsida; Gentianales; Rubiaceae. Gene Ontology annotation, biological process: sucrose metabolic process. The record is from RefSeq and is a predicted model, not a curated record. Gene Ontology annotation, molecular function: sucrose-phosphate synthase activity; sucrose synthase activity.